Prorocentrum cordatum is the source of this 1212-nucleotide messenger RNA. The record is from the annotation of a GenBank genome assembly. NCBI's taxonomy places the organism in Eukaryota, Dinophyceae, Prorocentrales, Prorocentraceae.
AUGGAGCUGCUGCGGCGGGUAGGCUAUACGGCUCCCUCCUGGGCGUCGCAUCUGAGGGCACCAGAGCAUGGGCGGGUGCUUCUCGGGCACCUGCCCACGCCGCUCAUGCCAUGGGCUUGCCCGGCCCUGCGAGACCUCGACGUGCAGUGGUCGCUGAAGCGCGACGACAUCUCGGGCGUGGAGUUGUCUGGCAACAAGGUGAGGAAGCUGGAGUUCCUCAUGGCCGAGGCGUUGGGCACUGGCUGCGACUGCGUGGUCACGGUGGGCGGCCAGCAGUCGAACCAUUGCCGCGCCACCGCGGCGGCCGCGCGCUUGGUGGGCCUGGAGCCGCACUUGGUGCUGGUCGUCAAGACGGGGAAGGAGGACACGGACCCUGGCAUGGAGGGCAACUUGCUCGCAGCGCGGAUGCUCGGCGCCAGGCUGCACAUCUGCGCCGCCGCCGACUACUACCGGUGCGGCGGCGACCUCGCGGCCAUGGACCGCCUGAACGAGGCCGCGGCCGAGCAGCUGCGCGCGGAGGGCCGGCGGCCCUACGUGGUGCCCGUGGGCGGCACCGCGCCGCUCGCCACGUGGGGCUACCUCAGCGCCGUGGACGAGCUGCAGCAGCAGCUGGGAUCCCUGGCGGGGCAGCGGCCCGUCGACCACGUGGUCUUCGCCGCGGGCACGGGCGGCACGGCCGCGGGCCUGGCGCUGGGCGCGCGCCUGGCGGGGCUCGGGGCGCAGAUGCACGCGGUGAACGUGCAGCACUCCCCCGACGACUUCUUCCCCGUCAUCGACCGCGAGGCCCAGGCGCUCGGGUCCGCGCCGGCGAGCGAGGGCACCGCGAGGGACUGGCUCAGCAUCCACGACGGCAGCGGCUCCGGCUACGCGGUCACGACUCCGGACGAGCUCGGCUUUAUCCGCGACGUGGGUUUCGAGUCCGGAGUUGUGUUGGACCACGUGUACACGGGCAAGGCGCUGUACCAUUUCUGUCGGCAUGCCAGGGACCACCCCGAGCGCUUCCGCGGGAAGCACAUCCUGUUCUGGCACACAGGCGGACUCCCUGGGCUCGCGGCCAAGGCGCAGGAGCUGGCCGCCGUCCUGCCGCCGGACCGCACGCGCCGCCUGCGACUGCCCCCCGCGGAGGCGGCGCGGCCUGCGCUGAAAAGCCGGGCCGCCCUCCUCCGCUCGUGGCGGACGGCUCCCCGAGAGUUGCCCCCCGCCCGUCGCGAG